Messenger RNA from Pocillopora damicornis (cauliflower coral), 899 nucleotides. RefSeq lists its product as uncharacterized. The record is from RefSeq and is a predicted model, not a curated record. Lineage: Eukaryota; Metazoa; Cnidaria; Anthozoa; Scleractinia; Pocilloporidae.
GUAACGUUGAACUUUUCAUGGCCAAGGCAAUUACUAAUAUUCUACAAGCACUGGAAGACGAAGCACUGCAGAUUCCUGACAGGUGAAAACGUGUGCGCAUCAGGUCACUAGCGAUGAUAAGUACUUGCAAGGCUAUUCAUAUCUUUGAAAUGAGGUGGUCACCAUCAACGUUUUCCUGGUCUUGUUUGAAACCACCAGGAUUCGAUUUGAUAGAAGUAUCCGUCGUUAGCCCUCUGGUUGAAGAAGCUGUUGUGCAGUAUACGUUGGAAAAUCCCAAUUAUUUGUUGGAUGUAGUGGAUACCAUAAAAGGCCUAUCUGCAGGGAGACCUGGCAACUUAGUUGGCAAAUAUUGGGAGAAGCUGAUAUUUAGCAAUCUCAAGGAAUGUGUGAAAAAUGAGUAUUCCUUCAAGGAAGAGGCAUGUAGUUCCACUGCUGCUAGCUCCUACUUAAAUUUGUGUGGACAUCAAAGCAAAACAGAUACGAGAAAAUCGAUAGAACAGAUAAUUAGAGAUAAAUAUAGUGCAAUGAUAGUCCAUUGUCCUAAUACCAGCGCCUUUGACUUUGUCAUCGUUCAUAAAUGCAACAAAAUUCAUGCCAUUCAGGUAACCGUUCAAACCGCUGCGAAGAAAUGUAACGACAGUGACUUUUUCAAGACUCAAAAUAUUCACUUUACGUAUUUACUAGCGCCUUAUAAGGUCGACGUCAACGCUAUUAAAUUGAAAUCAAAGUUAUAUGAUGCAUAUGUGGCGCAUGGUUCGCGAAUUGUAAAUGGAGCCAGUUUCCUAACUCAGAAAUAAUUGAGUACUUAUUGAGUAAUCGAUCUUUGUUUAUGCAAAGUUUCAAAACUUUUCUAUAAGUCCCAAACUACCUUAAAAUAUAUGCAUUAAUAUAUAUAUAUA